ACCUCCAACUACCCCCCCCCUCCCUUGUGUCUCAACCCACUCCAACCAUGUCUUUCGAUCGCUUGAACUCGUUAGAGGCGCAGCCUACAAAUACGCGCCGGUCCGAUGACCCCCAGUACCGCGAUGAUCCCGAAUUCCACCGUUUGACCGAGGGUCUCUCCAACCGCCUGUUCACCCUGACCUCCAACAUCACCCGCUUGUCGGAUCAGAUUGCGCUCCUGGGAACACGGCGAGACACGGAGCGUGUGCGCGAACGAGUCCACACUCUCCUCGAACAGACCCGCUUGGGAUUCAAAGAUGUCGGCGAGGGAAUCAAGAAAGUGCAGACUUGGGAAGAUGUGAAUCCUUCCCAAAAGUGGACGCAGCAGAAGCUGUCUUCUGAGUUCAAAGCCACCCUCGAGGAGUUCCAGACCGUCCAACGUCGUGCCCUAGAGAAGCAACGAGCAUCCGCUGUGGCGGCGCGGACUGCCGCGGACGAGGCCGAGCCCACGUCCGAAGAGGGCCACCAGCUGCAACAGCAGGAACAACUACUGGAGGAGCAGCCCCGGCUUGCGAACCAAGAUGAGGUGGACUUCCAGGAGUCUCUUAUCAUCGAGCGCGAGGCGGAAAUCCGCAACAUCGAGCAGAGCGUUGGCGAACUGAACGAGCUGUUUCGGGACGUGGCUCACAUUGUCCACGAGCAAGGUGGGCAGCUCGACAUCAUCAGCGAGAAUGUCGAGCGGGUUGGCGAUGACACUCGAGGAGCAAAUGUGGAACUCCGCAGUGCAAGCAGGUACCAGAAGAACGCUCGGAACAAGGCUUGCUGCUUGCUUGUUAUGUUGGCCGUUAUCCUCCUGAUCAUUGUUCUCGCGGCGGUCUUGGGAUAAAGCCGAUCGUCUGUUUCCGUCUUCCUUUCGCGCUGCUGCUACAAUGAUCUAUAUCGUUCAGCAUGACCGUCCCCUCUUUUGAUGAUAUCCUCUCGAUGUACCUUUAUGCGCAUGCUUCGUGCUUUUCAACUACUACAGGCGGCUUGUUGUCUUCUGCCAUACCUCUCUUCAUGGAUUCGCAGGCGCAUAUGGAGCAGAGGAUGUGCUAUUUACAUUUGUCCUUCUAUCGUUCUAUGCCCUAUAUCAUACAUAGCUUGUUAUACAUGAACUGUACACUGCGUUGAUUACCCAAGACCGUACCCAAACUCCUUUUUUCGCCUCUAUACAUGCACCGCAAGAAUGAGAUUGGGGCUCUUACAGCCCCAUGAAGCGGCCGAAUCUCA
Molecule: messenger RNA, 1249 nt
Organism: Aspergillus heteromorphus CBS 117.55
Lineage: Eukaryota; Fungi; Ascomycota; Eurotiomycetes; Eurotiales; Aspergillaceae
Product: SNAP receptor PEP12
Exons: 2
Coding region: 48-866 (272 amino acids)
Biological process (GO): intracellular protein transport; vesicle fusion; Golgi to vacuole transport
Cellular component (GO): endomembrane system; membrane; SNARE complex
Molecular function (GO): SNARE binding; SNAP receptor activity
Source: RefSeq, a predicted model, not a curated record